CUCACUUCGCGUACUCGUCGCGAGAAGACGUCCACGGCACGGAGAAGCACCAUGGCCCGCCCGUGUCAUGGGUUCGACAGGUAUUUUUGCUUUCCAUCGCUCCUUUUCCUAGGCCAUGGCCGAGUACCUGCUAGGAACGGCAAUACACGGAGGGUACCAUGUCCUUGGUGGGGCAUAAAAAUUAUAGCGUACCCGUUCGCGCUGCCUUUUGUUUGACGCAUUACAACAGUUGCGUCGCGGGGAAACGAGCUUCGCAAGACUGUGUCAUCUAGUUUGCUACGUCGUAGUCUGCACCGUUGGCUCACUUCUCUCUUCCUUUUCUAGUAUUGCAUACGCCCAUCGCACCUCCCACCACCAUGUCGCUGCACCGCUCGCGAACCAUGUCGUCGUCGUCAUCGACGGCGGCGAAGAAGGUCUUGAACCUCGACAGCAUCAACCCGCGCGUCAAAGCCGCCAAGUACGCCGUCCGUGGUGAACUAGCCGUCAGGUCAGAGGAGUACCGCGCCAGGCUGGCAAAGGGCGAGGGCAAGGACCUGCCUUUCGACACCGUUGUCGCUGCGAAUAUCGGAAACCCGCAGCAGCUAGACCAGAAGCCCAUCACCUUCUUCAGGCAGGUCGCCAGUCUGUUAGAGAACCCUGGGCUACUCGAGCAUGAGGACGUCUUCACCAAGAGCCUCGGGUACAAGUCUGAUGUGUUUGAGCGCGCGAGGAAGCUGCUGAAGGAGGUCAAGAGCGUGGGCGCAUACAGCCAAAGUCAAGGCGCACCGGGCAUCAGACAGAGUGUUGCAGAGUACAUCGAGCGACGAGAUGGCUACCCAGCCAACUUCGAGGACAUCUACCUGAGCAAUGGCGCCUCGUCUGGGGUAAACACACUCCUGCACACCAUUUGCGCAAGGCCCGAGACGGGCAUCAUGGUUCCCAUCCCACAAUAUCCUCUCUACACCGCCACCCUGUCCGUACUCCAUACCCGCUGCGUACCCUACUAUCUCAACGAAGAGCACGCAUGGGGUACUUCGCUCGAGUCCAUUCGGACCGCCUACGACAAGGCUGUCUCAGAGGGUACCGACGUCAAGGCAAUUGCUGUCAUCAACCCAGGCAAUCCCACGGGCGCAUCGCUAUCAGCGGAGGAUAUCAAGUCGGUACUCGUCUUUGCUGCUGAGAGGGGACUUGUUGUGCUUGCGGAUGAGGUCUACCAGACUAACGUCUUCGUUGGCGAAUUCAUCUCCUUCAAGAAAGCGCUCCGCGACCUACAGAAAGAAACGCCAGAGGAGUACGAUCACAUCGAGCUCGCCUCGCUCCAUUCUAUUAGUAAGGGUAUGGUAGGCGAGUGUGGCCAUCGAGGCGGCUACUUUGAGCUUAUAGGCUUCGAACCAGAGGUCGCGCAGGAAGUGUACAAGUUCAUCUCCAUUCAACUUUGCCCGCCAGUCAUAGGCCAAUGCAUCGUCGAGAUGAUGGUCAACCCGCCCAAGGAGGGCGAGCCGAGUUAUGAGUUGUACAGGAAGGAGUAUGAUGGUAUCUUCAACGGCCUGAAACAGCGCGCAUACGCGCUUUACGAGGCAUUCAAGAAAAUGGAGGGUGUCGUGUGCGACGAGCCUCAGGGCUCAAUGUACCUCUUCCCCACCAUCCACCUCCCACCCAAAGCCAUUGAGCAAGCGAAGAAGGAAGGCAGGGAACCCGAUGAGUUCUACUGCUUCCGCAUGCUGGACGCGACGGGCGUGUGCGUCGUCCCCGGUUCAGGUUUCGGCCAGAAACCAGGCACGCUGCACUUCCGGACGACUUUCCUCGCGCCCGGUACGGAGUGGACCGGGCGGAUCGUCAAGUUCCACCAAGACUUUGUGGCCGAGUUCAAGUAGUCAGUCAGAAGAGCAGAGCAAAGCAGAACGAGCGACAUGACGAGAAUGUGAUGAAUGCAACGAGCGAAGGAGGGAUUUUGGGACCCGGGAGCCAGGUCGCGGAACAUGGCUUCGCUGGGCUUUUUCACUUGCAUAGCGGAA
Messenger RNA from Cucurbitaria berberidis CBS 394.84, 1994 nucleotides. RefSeq names its product alanine aminotransferase 2. Gene Ontology annotation, molecular function: L-alanine:2-oxoglutarate transaminase activity; pyridoxal phosphate binding. NCBI's taxonomy places the organism in Eukaryota, Fungi, Ascomycota, Dothideomycetes, Pleosporales, Cucurbitariaceae. The transcript has 2 exons. The record is from RefSeq and is a predicted model, not a curated record. The coding region runs from base 357 to 1853 and encodes 498 amino acids. Gene Ontology annotation, biological process: biosynthetic process.